Messenger RNA from Coccinella septempunctata (seven-spotted ladybird), 1229 nucleotides. RefSeq names its product BTB/POZ domain-containing protein KCTD5 (gene inc). Gene Ontology annotation, molecular function: cullin family protein binding. The record is from RefSeq and is a predicted model, not a curated record. Gene Ontology annotation, cellular component: cytoplasm; Cul3-RING ubiquitin ligase complex. The transcript has 4 exons. Gene Ontology annotation, biological process: protein homooligomerization; proteasome-mediated ubiquitin-dependent protein catabolic process. Lineage: Eukaryota; Metazoa; Arthropoda; Insecta; Coleoptera; Coccinellidae. The coding region runs from base 32 to 682 and encodes 216 amino acids.
AGACGUUGUGUCAUCUCGUCAUCUGUGGUUUAUGUCUAAUAUUCCUCUCAAAAAAAUGGAGAAAGUUUACACACACAACAACAAAGAACAAUUUCCAAAUCCAAAUCAACAAUGGGUUAGACUAAAUGUAGGAGGAACAUAUUUUUUAACUACAAAAACCACUCUUGCCAGAGAUCCAAAUUCAUUUUUGUAUCGUUUGAUUCAAAAGGAUAGCGAUCUCAAGUCUGACAAGGAUGAUACUGGUGCCUAUUUAAUAGACAGAGAUCCUAACUAUUUUUCUCCUAUAUUGAACUAUUUACGGCAUGGAAAAUUGAUCAUCAACAAAGGUCUUGCCGAAGAAGGAGUUUUGGAAGAGGCUGAAUUCUAUAACAUUGCUGAGUUGAUUAGUUUGAUUAAAGAAAAAAUAGGCGACAGGGAUAAUAGAACGCCUAAAGACAGUCAAAAACAUGUCUACAGAGUGUUGCAGUGUCAUGAAGAUGAACUCACACAAAUGGUUUCCACAUUAUCAGAUGGCUGGAAGUUUGAGCAACUGGUAAAUAUUGGAUCACAAUAUAAUUAUGGUGCAGAAGAACAUGCUGAAUUUUUAUGUGUUGUGAGUAGGGAGUAUGGAGCACGUGAAAAUAGCAAUGUAGAACAUACAGAUAAGGCCAAAGUUCUCCAGCAAAAAGGUUCUAGAAUGUAACAUUAAAGAUGAUGAACUUUACAAGACUCACACCACUAUAACGACUUCUUUGUCUCUGAAAUGAAGAAAACAAAAUCGUUUCAUACUCAUGAAUUGAGACAAGAAAGGAUAUAUUUGUGAAAUUAGAUGCGUGAUUUUGUAAAUGUACAUUCUACUACUCUACUUCCGAUAUUUCAUUCGAUGUUCUACAUUUUCUAGAAAUUUCCUGAAUUUCAUGUUAUACUCGAUUAAAAGUGAAUGUUUUCAAUUGAAAUUUUUUGAUAUUGUAUUUCUAUUAGAAUAUCUUUUAGUAUUUAUUUCUAGUAUCUUCUCAUUAAGUAAUCAAACUUGAAAACGAUGAUAUUUUCGACAAUAUUUCAUAUGUAGUAAUAUGUUAUUCAAUGUAGAUCCGAUAUUUAUCAAUAAUUUCCAACUUCCAUUGAAGUGUUCAAUGUUUUUUGAUAUUCACCUAAUAUACAUUUAUUUUUUACGGAUUGUCAAUAAAACAUUGUUUUAGAAAAAAAAUUAUCUUGUAUGUUUUGUAAAUAAAUAAAAAUGCGUGCAAUAA